Molecule: messenger RNA, 2535 nt
Organism: Lycium barbarum (goji berry)
Lineage: Eukaryota; Viridiplantae; Streptophyta; Magnoliopsida; Solanales; Solanaceae
Product: telomere repeat-binding protein 4-like
Exons: 10
Coding region: 253-2223 (656 amino acids)
Source: RefSeq, a predicted model, not a curated record
ACUACCUUACAUCAUCCUUUGUGGGGUUUUAGCAACUUUGUUUUUUCAAACCCAGAGGUUUUUCAUUUCUAUACUUUCACCCAAAAUUAAAUCUGACAACAAUCAAUUCACAUCCUUUUUUCUUGCUUGAUUUCGAAAUUCUUGUAGAAUUUGUACAGAGAAUCACAUCUAGAUCUCUUAUCAGAUUGAAGUGAUAUUUGUGUCACUGGCUCAUUGUACAUGAUCAUCACAUAUUGGCAUGCUACCUGAGGUAUGUCGUCGAAGAAGAGAGUAAGCCAUGGUUUCAGUGGCUAUCGAUUUCCUGUUAUACCAAAAGCUCCUAGAUCAGUUAGAAGGAGACAUUCGCACAAAAACAUAGACAAUGAUCAACUUUGUGCAUUUGAACUAUUGGCGGCUGUUGCUGGUGAACUUCUACAAGAAAGCGAAAGCUCAGCUUGUAGUAAUGCAGCAGUAGGAAAAGAUGAGCUUGCUGAUUGCAGGGCCGGUAUUAAUUGUGAGCAACUCAAAGAAGAUAAAGCUGUGAAAUCAGAGUGCUUAGACCAGGGGAGUUGUGUAGAAAGCGCUUAUAUACCAGAACCUGCAGUGCCAGAGCAGAAUCUCAAGUAUAGUUUGGAUAACUUCAAGGAGGUCAAUAAAGAUGGAAAAUUCCACACUGAAGUAGAAGGCGGAUCCUCUAACCUUGAGGAUGCAUGUGAUAAGAAAGUUGAGACAAGUACUCAAAAACAGUUAGAUGAUAACAACAAGCAGACUAAAGACUUAACUGUGGCUAACUCUUGUAGUGUGAAGGGUCCAACUGAGAAACAUGUGAAUAACAAUGCCGCAAUUAACUCAGACGGUAGUGUACAGUUUCCGUGGUACAGGGCGGUUCGUAGGCCUUCAUUUGGAAAGCAAGGUAACAAUGUAAAGUUAGGUAUUAGAGAUGAUGACGAAAAUUCUUUUGGGUCUUAUAGACACAGCACCAAUAUAAGGGCUUUUAGGAAAACAUCACACAGUGGAUACAGAAGAGUAAGAAAGAUGUUGACAUCCAGACACUGGAAAGUAGCUCCUCAGUUGAAGGACUACGAACGUACAUGUUCCAAUUAUGGAGUGAAGGCCUUUCACCGAAACAGGAAAAGAGUAUGUGCACUGGAAAGACGCCGACUUGAAAUUCCUUCAAAGAGAAGGAAAUUGUGUCACUAUAGCUCCAAUGUUGCUUAUGACCAGCAGGCCAGUAGUAAAAGCAUUUCAAAUUCACCUGAAAAGGGAAUCAAGAGAGACAUUAUCUCACCUAGAGGCGUUGGGGCUUCUGCUUCAGUCAGAAAUCAUCAAAAGAAGGAUCCUAAUGUAAAAUUUAGCAUCAAGUCAUUCAAGGUGCCAGAACUUCUCAUCGAGGUCCCUGAAACUGAAACUGUUGGUUCCCUGAAGAGGACAGUAAUGGAGGCAGUAAGAUCUAUACUUGGAAGUGGAUUACGUGUGGGGAUGGUUCUCCAGGAGACGAAGGUCCAAGAUGACAAUAGUACUCUGCAGAAGGCUGGUAUCUCUCAGAAUGGCAACCUCGAUACGUUGGGUUUUACAUUGGAGCCAAGUUCUUACCCAGUUUCUGCAUCAUUGCAUUCUAAAGAACCUCCUGCUUUGCCACCAUAUGUUGCUGAUCAUGAACUAACUCGGCGGCCACCUAGUCCUGUCUUGGAAUUAGAGCGUCCAAGUACUUCAUCAGAUCCUUCAAAGACUAAGUUGGACAAGCAUGAUGAAGAUUACCAUGAAUUGGCGCUAUCACCUACAAAUCCUAUUAAUCCAACAAGUGAUGUAGCAAUUCCUGAUUCUAGAGCCUUGGUCCUAGUUUCUCCUCUGAAUGCUGAGGCCCCUGGGGGGGUUCCUGUGGGCCCAAAAAAGAGUCGUGCUGAACUUUCACAACGUAGAGCAAGAAGACCAUUCUCAGCUGCAGAAGUAGAAGCUCUAGUUGAAGCUGUGGAGCAGCUUGGAACUGGAAGGUGGCGUGACGUCAAAAUCCGAGCUUUUGAGUAUGCUGACCAUCGAACUUACGUUGACGUGAAGGAUAAAUGGAAGACAUUAGUCCAUACAGCAAGCAUUGCCCCACAACAAAGACGGGGAGAGGCCGUGCCCCAGGAGCUUCUGGACAGGGUCUUAGCUGCCCAUGCCUACUGGUCUAAGCAACACGGGAAACAUCAUGCUGAAGCUCUAAAACUGGUGGAUGCUAAGGUGCAGGCAGGGUCAGCUAUGUGAAUCCUCACUAUCAUGGCCCCUUAGAGAAAAUUUGUUUAAAAUACUGUUAUAGGAAAUGCGAGAAUGAAUUGUAAAGAAAAACUCUUUCCGGUGACUAGUUAACGCGCUCUCACACACUGAUUUUAUUGCCAAGUCUUCCUUUCUGACCGGGAAGGCAGGCAGUAGUUGUAAAUGAUUCAUUGAAUAAAGCAGUUUAACAGGCAAUAGGGAUUUCUUUAUUUCUGUUGGUUCUAUUCUUUCAUGUAAUUGAUUCAAAUGUAUUAUGUACAUUAGAUUGUUUCUGGUAUAAUUUCAAUGUAAUUAGCAGUGUAA